AUGAUAAUAAAUAUGUUUUUGAUGCCAUUAAUUGUGGGCUUUAUUGUAUUGAUUGUAUGGUAUGUUUACCGAAAACUCACGUUUUGGAGUCGACUGGGAUUACCAAAUGACCUCUCGUCUAGAAGUGCACAACCCUUUCAUUUGUCUGAUUUUCAAAGUCAUAGGAAAUACGGCAAAACUGUGGGAUUUUACGAAGGCUUGAAGCCAUGUCUGUCCACAAUAGACCCGGAGUUAAUUCGCGCCGUUUUGGUGACCGACUUUCACAAGUUUGCAAACCGUCGGAAUGCGACCACACAUAAGGAUCUGUUAAACAGUUCCCUAUUCUUUGCCAAAUAUCCGAAUUGGAAGCGAAUCCGAGCCAUACUUUCGCCGUCGUUCACAACCGGGAAACUCAAGAGUUUUAAGCCAUCGUUUGGCCAAUCGUUAGAUGUUUUGAUCGCAAAACUAAAGUCAGAAAUAAAGUCAAACAACACAAUAGACUUGCGGCCCAUAUAUGACUCGUUUGCGUUUGAAGUGAUAUCAAAGUCGGCGUUUGGUCUCAACACCGAUAUCAUCAAUAAUGCCAAACACCCGGUCUUCGAGGCGGCCAAGAGUUUCUUUCAGACGGGUUUCACUGUCAAGACUUUCCUAUUCCCAUUAUCUGGACAUUCAUUUCUUUUCAUCAAUAAUGCCAAACACCCGGUCUUCGAGGCGGCCAAGAGUUUCUUUCAGACGGGUUUCACUGUCAAGACUUUCCUAUUGUUUCUGUUCCCACAAUUAGCCCAUUAUCUGGACAUUCAUUUCUUCAACGAAGAGAGUCAGCAAAUAAUCGCCAAUUUUAUCAAACAAGUGAUUAACGAGAGAAUUGCCAACAAUUUUGAAGUCAAAGAUCUUUUGCAAUUGUCUAUAAAUGCCAGCGUUUUCUCUCCCAAAGUCACAUCGAAUUCAUUUAAAAAAUUGAGCGAGGAAGAACUUCUGGCACAAAGUAUCAACUUUAUGGCCGCCGGUUACGACACGACAGCCACACAAAUAUCAUUUAUAACUCAAUUUUUAGCACUAAAUCCCAACUUUCAGACAAAACUCGUGAAUGAGAUAAACAGUCAUUUCGGCGAUCAGUCGGACGUCGACUACGAGUCAGUCAUGAAAAUGCCUUAUUUGGACGCUUUCUUCAAAGAAAUCAUGAGAUUUAACUGUUCGGUCAACAGAAUAGACAGAAUUGCCGAAAAUGAUUGUGUGUUAAAUGGCAUAUCUAUACCGAAGGGCACAUCCAUUAUAAUCCCCGUUUGGGCCCUACAUCUGGACGCCGACCACUACGACGAGCCCAAUGUCUUCAAACCGGAAAGAUUUUUGCCUCAAAAC
This is a messenger RNA of Medioppia subpectinata, 1338 nucleotides long. NCBI's taxonomy places the organism in Eukaryota, Metazoa, Arthropoda, Arachnida, Sarcoptiformes, Oppiidae. The record is from the annotation of a GenBank genome assembly.